AUGAAGGUGAACAGGGACAAGGGAAGUGCAGAUGGGGGACUUUCAAAGGCAGAUGAACCAAUCAAGGACGGGUUGCAGGGCCUGACUGUUCCCACAGAGGACCGUCUCCCUUGGGCGGGCACGUCAGAGCAAGGUCAGGCUCGUCCGAAGAUGGACAGAGCAGCUCGGAUCGGAUCUAACAGCAUCGUAUCUGGGCAGGGCGUCAUGAACGGCGGCCGACCGCGGCCCCUGUGGGCCCGUAGGAGAGAAAGAAGAAGCACGCGCAUCCGGGGAUGGCAGGGAUGGCGGAGAGCCAUGGCCGAACCAGACCAUAGCCGCGCCUCUCUGUUCAUGGGCCCUUGGUACGCCAGAUUUGCACGUCCAAUUCUGGAAGUGACCCUGUAUCGGCCGUCGGAUGAGUUGAGCAGCGUCUACCACCGGUACGGGUAUACGCUGCGGGCUCGCCCUCUGGCGUCGUCUCGUCUCGUCUCGUCUCGUCUUGUCCUUCCGGCCUUGACGUGGUCAGCACGAGCCAGUGAUUGGGUGCUCCUCGUGUCACUCCACGAGAGCAACACGACCACUUGGUCGGGCUUUGGCGGCGGCGGGCCACCGACCGGCGCAGCGGGUGACAAGAACAGGGGUCCUGAGAGGUUCAAAGCGCCUCAGCUGGCCAAGGAAGACCCCUGA
Molecule: messenger RNA, 666 nt
Organism: Trichoderma citrinoviride
Lineage: Eukaryota; Fungi; Ascomycota; Sordariomycetes; Hypocreales; Hypocreaceae
Exons: 6
Coding region: 1-666 (221 amino acids)
Source: RefSeq, a predicted model, not a curated record